UCAUGCUGCUGCCAGGUCCACAGAGUGUGUCAUGAGGGUCCCUGUACGGCCGCCCAUUGCUGCUGUCUCCAUCGCCACACUCUGCCAUGUGCCACUUUCAGGUCUCCCUCACACUGCUGGUAGGUUCCAUUUUGUCAUAGGGUGGCUGGCAGAUUACGGGCCUCCCAUUGCUGCUGCCAGGCCCGUAAUCUGCCAUGGGCCCCCGUACCACCUCCUCAUGCUGCUGCCAGGUCCAGAGUCUCUCAUGGGUCCCUGUACGGCCUCCCAUUGCUGCUGUCUCCAUCGCCACACUCUGCCAUGUGCCACUUUUCAGGUCUCCUCACACUGCUGGUGGGUUCCAUUU
Staurois parvus is the source of this 343-nucleotide messenger RNA. Lineage: Eukaryota; Metazoa; Chordata; Amphibia; Anura; Ranidae. The record is from the annotation of a GenBank genome assembly.